Molecule: messenger RNA, 2333 nt
Organism: Dendroctonus ponderosae (mountain pine beetle)
Lineage: Eukaryota; Metazoa; Arthropoda; Insecta; Coleoptera; Curculionidae
Gene: trbd
Product: ubiquitin thioesterase trabid
Exons: 9
Coding region: 383-2161 (592 amino acids)
Biological process (GO): positive regulation of Wnt signaling pathway; cytoskeleton organization; cell migration
Cellular component (GO): cytoplasm; nucleus
Molecular function (GO): cysteine-type deubiquitinase activity; K63-linked polyubiquitin modification-dependent protein binding
Source: RefSeq, a predicted model, not a curated record
GCCGUGCGCGCAUAGUGUCAAAUGGGGCCAUACUGACGACAACAAUAAGGCAGAGAAGCGCCAUUCUCAAGAGGGGCCCGACUGGUUAUGCGAACCGCGCCAAAAUUCCAGGUGAUCAGUGGCGCGCGCGAUCCGCAUCGUUUCCGAGCCGCGCUGCAUGACCUUAAUUGCGAAGGUGAGACCCUGAGAGUGCCCGAACCCCACUUUCUGCCUCCGCCGUUGCCCGCCAGCCCACGUAAUUGCUUGGCAGCGGCCGCAACUGCGUCUCGGCCAACAUUCGCGGCAAUUUGGACCGUUUCCAGUCGCCAGUGCCGCGUAUCGAGUGGUGCGGCUUAGGGGCCCCCCCAGAUCGACCGGGGGCUGCGCCUAUCAUGAUAUUCUCAUGACAAACAUUGGCUCGAGCAACCCGUCCAGUGCCCCACCGGUCGCCAUGAGCGACAACAUCGACAGGAAGUGGGCCUGCGAGUACUGCACCUACGAAAACUUCCCGUCGGCCAUCAAGUGCACGAUGUGCAGCGGACCGCGCCCCUUCGAGCACAUCUAUCGGCUGCAUGGCGAGCGGAGCCCCGGCCUAGAUGCCGGCGCUUCGCUGGACAACUGCAGCUCGCUCAGCCCGCAGGGCCUGUCAGUCGACAACCUGCACGAGCACCUGCAGCCGCUGCGCAUCGCGCAAAAGUCCGACGUGGCGCAGAGCCUGUCGCGCCACUCCAGCCCCACCAAUCUGGAGAACAGUCGGCGCAGCGCGCAGGCCAAGUGGAACUGUCAGCUGUGCACCUUCGAGAACUGGCCGCGCGCAAUCAAGUGCGCCAUGUGCGGCACCGCGCAGCCCGCCUCUAGCGGCAGCGACGCCCACCAAGCGGGCCACGCCCCCGAGCUGCGCGAGAACAACCUGGAGGCGGAGCGUCGGCUGCGCCAGUCGCGCCGCAACGCCGACUGGGACUGGCUGAACGCCUGUGUGGGCGUGGUGGAGGGCGACCCCGCCCCCGUCGAAGCCUACCUGGCGGCGGGCGGGGACCCGGCGCGCCCCCUCACGGCCGCCGAGUGCGCCCUGCUGAACCGGAGCUCCGACGCCGGACUAACACUAGUCCAUCUGGCCAUCAAGUUUCAGAGGGAGGACCUGCUGGCGGUGCUGCUGGCGCAGAUCGAGGGCGCGGGCGGCUCCGCCAUCAAGCGAGUGCCGAGCUACGUGGCGCCCGAGCUGGCCGCCGACAUUCGCCGCCACUUCGCCACCACGCUGCGCCAGCGCAAGGGCGGCUUCGCCUGCCACUACGUCACCGAGUUCCCCACCUUCACGCUGCCGGUCGACGUCAACGCGCUGCCGCUGACCGUGCAGGACCAGCUGAUGGCCGAGCUGCUCGACAAGGACGCGCAGGAGGAGCUGGAGGGCGGGGUGUCGGCCGUCAUCAACUGGGCCGUGGGGGCGGGCGUCAGCCGCCUGCACGCCCUGUGGAACAGGUCGGCGGGCGACUGCUUGCUGGACAGCGUGAUGCAGGCCACUUGGGGCGUGUUCGACCGCGACAACACCCUGAGGAGGGCGCUGGCCGAGACGCUGGUCCACGCCGGCCACAUAUUCUACCCGCGCUGGAAGGAGUACGAGAGCUCGCACGCCUCCUUCCUGCAGUACUCGCUCGACGAGGCCCAAUGGGAGGGCGACUGGAGCAGCCUGGUCGCCCUCGCCGCCCAGCCAGGCUCCAGUCUCGAGCAGCUGCACGUGUUUGCGUUGGCGCACAUCCUGCGCCGCCCCAUUCUAGUCUACGGCGUCAAGGUGGUGAAGAGCUUCAGGGGCGAGGCGCUCGGCCCCGCCCGCUUCGAGGGCGUCUACCUGCCGCUCCUCUGGGACCAGAGCUUCUGCUCGCGCUGCCCGAUCGCGUUGGGGUACACGCGCGGCCACUUCUCCGCCCUGGUGGCCGCCGAGCCGCCCGCCAGCCUGCGCCCACGCGCCUCCCUGCUCCCGCUGGUGGACGGCGACCGCAAGCCGCUCCCCAUCCACUUCCUGCUGGAGGCCGAGUUGGGGCGCGAGCCCGCCAUCCUGCGCCAGUGGAUCGACGUGUCCGAGACGGAGGGCGGCAUCCUGGUGGCGCAGCAGCCGCUGCACAAGCGCCCGCUGCUGGUCGCCCAAAUGUGCGAGGAGUGGCUCAACCACUACCGGCGCCUCAUGUAAGCCAGAUGACCAGCGCCCCGUUCACGCGCCCCCUCCCCAUCCAGGACUACUCCAGUGAGGGCGACUCGGACUGCGACUAGUCCGCCCUUGAUCCACGCACGCCUUCGACGAUUCCUUAUUGUUAACACUAUUAAUUAACACGCUAUUAUAGAAAUUAUUUGGUUGAAAUUAA